Penicillium atrosanguineum is the source of this 312-nucleotide messenger RNA. RefSeq names its product stress responsive A/B barrel domain protein. The record is from RefSeq and is a predicted model, not a curated record. NCBI's taxonomy places the organism in Eukaryota, Fungi, Ascomycota, Eurotiomycetes, Eurotiales, Aspergillaceae. The coding region runs from base 1 to 312 and encodes 103 amino acids. The transcript is spliced from 2 exons.
AUGGAUGCAUUGCUGCUGUCUCAGUCGCUCGUUGACAAACUGGAGGCAUCAUACGAGAUGAUCAAGAGCCUUGUGCCUACCCUAAAAACUUUGACCUCUCUGAGCAACAUCGGUAACAAAUACUGGGUUAUUUUGGCAAGCACCGUCUCUGAGCCUAUUGAGCCCACUUACUUCCCCAAGCUUGAUCAGGAGCAGUCUCGUCUAUGUCCAUCCAUGCUCACGACAGAAGGCGCGUGGAAGUCAACAUUGAACGAUGCAAAAGCAGUGCCAAACAAUAUCACUAACUCCAUAAUGAAGCUCUACGCUUUCUAG